Molecule: messenger RNA, 414 nt
Organism: Miscanthus lutarioriparius
Lineage: Eukaryota; Viridiplantae; Streptophyta; Magnoliopsida; Poales; Poaceae
Source: the annotation of a GenBank genome assembly
AUGGGCGUCUACACCUUCGUAUGCCGCAACUCCGGCGGCGAGUGGACUGCCAAGCAGCACUCCGGCGAGAUCGAGGCCUCCGCCGCCACCCCCUACGCGCUGCAGCGCGCCCUCGUCGCUGCUGCAUCCGCGGCCGACUCAGCCUCCGGCGUCCAGUCGUCCUUCUCCAUGGUCACCCCCACCUCCGCCGUCUUCCAGGUGAUCGUCGGUGCUGUCGGUGGUGGUGCAAUGAUGGUUAGCGCCGGUGGUGGUGCCGCAGCUGCAUCAGGUGGUGCUGCGGCUGAGGCUCCCAAGGAGGAGAAGAAGGAAGAGGAGAAGGAAGAGAGCGAUGACGACAUGGGAUUCUCCCCUGUUCGAUUAGAGUUGUGUCAUUUGGCUCCCAUAAGUGGUGGUGAUUUGGUCCUAUUGCGGUAG